Molecule: messenger RNA, 2513 nt
Organism: Diachasma alloeum
Lineage: Eukaryota; Metazoa; Arthropoda; Insecta; Hymenoptera; Braconidae
Gene: CysRS
Product: cysteine--tRNA ligase, cytoplasmic
Exons: 4
Coding region: 139-2367 (742 amino acids)
Biological process (GO): cysteinyl-tRNA aminoacylation
Cellular component (GO): cytoplasm
Molecular function (GO): ATP binding; cysteine-tRNA ligase activity
Source: RefSeq, a predicted model, not a curated record
GUUCCUAUGCACAUAUUUUUCAACACCUGACUCAACGUCACUCAUUUGUAAAACACACUUCAAAAGCUAUCGCAAGAGUCUCGCAUGUGGUGACACGUGAACCAAUUUCUGGAGAGAUUGAAAAUUCAUUUGAGAAGAAUGUCAAAACGUGCCCAACCAACCUGGAAUCCACCAGUGAGAAAGGGUGGUGCUACAUUGAAACUUUACAACAGUUUGACACGUCAGAAAGAGGAUUUCAUACCCCAACAUGGCAAUCGAGUAUUGUGGUACAGCUGCGGACCAACUGUCUAUGAUGCAUCUCACAUGGGUCAUGCUAGAUCCUAUAUAUCCUUCGACAUAUUACGACGAGUAUUAUCGGAUUAUUUUGGCUACGAUGUUCUCUAUGUGAUGAAUAUCACUGAUAUUGAUGAUAAAAUCAUCAAACGUGCUAGACAGAAUCAUCUCUAUGAAAAUUACAUAGAAGAGGGUAAAUCAUUGGAUGCAGUAUUGGAAGACGUGAAAAACGUUAUGUCAGCGUUUGAAGAAACAGUGACAACUACAGCUGAUACUGAUAAGAGAGUCAUGUUGGAGAAAAUGUUGGGAAAGGUCAAAUUAGCUGUUGAAAAUCUUGAAAAAGCAGUGAAAAGUGGAAAUGAUGAAGCGAUUAGAGAGCAUCAAAAGAUUUUACUGAUUGAAGCAAAAGAUCCACUUUCAGAGUGGUUGGAUAAAAAAUCAGGAGACUCUGUCACAGAUAAUGCAAUAUUUAAUAAAUUAUCACAGCACUGGGAGACUGAGUAUCACAAAGAUAUGGAUGCUCUGAACAUCUUGAGGCCAAAUGUGUUGACAAGGGUCAGUGAAUACGUUCCAGAAAUAAUAGCAUAUAUUGAGAAAAUUUUUGAGCGUGGAUUGGCGUACGAGAGUAAUGGAUCAGUAUACUUUGAUGUUGGAGGAUUUGAUAAGAGGGAAAAUCAUCAUUACGCUAAGCUGGUGCCUGAAGCGUAUGGUGAUGCUUCGAGUCUUGAGGAAGGCGAAGGUGAUUUGUGUAUAUCCGAUGAAAGACUAUCUGAAAAACGUUCUCCAACGGAUUUUGCUCUGUGGAAAUGCUCCAAAGCUGGAGAACCAUGGUGGGAGAGUCCCUGGGGCAAGGGUAGACCAGGCUGGCAUAUCGAAUGUUCUGUCAUGGCCUCGGUCAUUUGCGGAGAGAGUCUGGAUAUGCAUACUGGUGGUGUUGAUCUCAAGUUUCCACAUCAUGAUAAUGAAUUGGCCCAGGCUGAAGCUUACUUUGAUAAUUCCCACUGGGUCAGAUAUUUUCUCCAUUCCGGACAUUUAACCAUAUCCGGCUGCAAAAUGUCCAAGUCGUUGAAGAAUUUUAUAACCAUUGAGGAGGCACUCAAGAAACACACUUCUAGACAACUGAGACUGGCAUUUUUGUUGCAUUCUUGGAAGGAUACUCUCGAUUACAGUGAUAAUACAAUGGAUAUGGCGGUGCAGUACGAAAAGUUUUUGAAUGAAUUUUUUCUCAAUGUCAAGUGCAAAAUCAGAUCUCUCGGGACAGGCACAACUCUCAAGACCUUUAGCAAGUGGCAUGAGGCGGAACUUGAUUUAAAUAAAAAGUUAUCAGCUGCAAAGGAUGCUAUCCACAUAGCACUGUGCGAUAACAUCGAUACGAGAACAGUUCUUGAUGUAAUCCGAGAUCUCGUUGGCCACUGCAACAUUUACACCAAGAGUGUAACACCCAGCCCUCCUAAUACACUUCUCCUUCGCGAUAUCGCUGUCUACAUCACCAAGAUUUUUAUAACCUUCGGAGCAAUCACCGACUCCAAUGAAGGCAUUGGUUUUCCUAUUGACAGUAAUGAAUGUACAAAAAAUAAUAAUAUUGAAGAAACAGUGCUGCCUUAUUUAGAUAUUAUUGGUCAAUUUCGUGAAAAAAUACGUAAUCACGCAAAAACAAUAAAAGCUACGGAAAUUCUCCAAGAGUGUGACAGACUGCGAGAUGAAGUAUUACCGAAUGUGGGUGUGCGGCUGGAGGAUGAUGACAGUGGCUCUUGUCAAAUAAAAUUAGUCAAUCGAGAUGAAUUGUUGAAGGAACGAGAAGCCAAGAAGCGAUUCGAGCUGGAGAAAGCAGCGGAAAAGUUGAGGAAACAGGCCGAGGUGGUUGCUGCCAAUGCAGCUAAAGAGACGCAAAGGAAAAUUUCACCUACAGAAAUGUUCAAAUCACAUACGGAUAAAUAUUCAAAGUUUGAUGAUAAUGGCUUGCCGACUCAUGACACUGAAGGAAAGGAGAUUAGCAAGGGACAGUUGAAGAAAUUGCAAAAACUACAGCAGGCACAAAUGAAAAAGUACAGCGAGUAUUUGGCUAGUAUUCAAAAUGGUGUUUCAUCAGUUUGACUUUGUUUAAUCAGUUAGUAAAAUGCAUAAAUCACCCCGCUAUAUUUAGAUGAUGAUGAUAAAAAAAUGACUUUUCUAUGAAUUUGCAACGACUUAUACAUAUUACGCCCAACUUUAUUUAUUACACUCAUAUCAGUCAAAUGAAA